UGCAUUUAAAUUGGGCCAAUUCGUCUGUAGCCGCGGAAAUACUUAGAUGUUUCGAAUCGCAACUCAUUCUGCUUUUAGUCCGCAAAUGUGAACACACCAUAAAGACAUUAAUAUGGAUUUUGUAAUUUGUUUCGUUGUCGUUACAUUUUUGGCUUUAACAGUGGAUGGUCAAACAACACCUCACGUUUUAACGUCUUGCCCAAAUGGCUGGAUAGCGUACGAGGGGUCCUGCUACCUUUUCAACAACAAGGAUAAGAUGUCUUUCGUGGCAGCUGAGGAGUUCUGCAAACAGAAUGGCGGACAUGUUGUCCAUAUUGAUGGCGAGGCAGAAAACAACUUUAUCAAGGAUCAGGCCAGACAGUACCCAAAAACCUCAUUGAAGCUUUGGUGGAUUGGAAUAAAAGACAUGACAGACGGAGAAUGGAGAUACACAUCCGAUGACUCGCUCGUUACAUUCUUUGACUGGGAUCCAAGCCAGCCAAAUAAAGGCUCAAAUGCUGAAUGUGCAGUGCUGUGGGCAGACAAAGAUUACAAAUGGGGUGAUCAUCCGUGUGUUCAUGUUGGCUCAUAUUCUGUAUACGCCGUUUGUGAAGCAAAAUAUAUGAAGAGCUACUUGCUGCAGUAAACAGGGGAGAUCUUCUCAAACAACCGAACGCUGUUUUAAAACUAAGAUAUAUUCUAGUAUAUAUUUAUCCUCACUGUCUGGUAAUAUUUGUGCUCAUUUAGAUGAAAAAUAGACAUGAGCCAUGUUUGUGCAAAGGACAAUUGCCAUCUUGAUGUUAGUCUUGUCGGCAUUGAUAAUUGAGAAUAACACAUGGGAUCACUAUUUUAUUAUUAUAUACAGUUGUUUUAAAAACUUUACCAUCAAAAAGUUGUUUUCACUACAUUUAAUUAAAAUGAUUAAUAGUGUGUUCUCUACUCAAAUUGCUUAUAAAAAGCAAAUAUUUAAAAAGGUUGCCAUGGUUAGAAAUAACAUUUUAUAUAAGGGUUGGUGUUUUCUCACUGUUGUCAUGACUAACCCUACAGAUAUAUUUAAACAUCUAACAUGCUUUGUGAAAGUUUGUUUAUUAAGUAGCAAUAUUUAUUUAAGUUCAAUUUAAAACCAAAGCAAAACAUAAGUGAUCAAGCUCUAGGUUAGCAUCUUAAAUCAUGAGAUGUUUUUACAUGGUGUUGCUUCAAAACUAUCAAGAUGAAGUGCUGCGGUUGUUUAUUACAAGAUUCAUUAUAACCACAAAACAGGAUGAUACAACUGUUAACUACAUUGCAACUGAAUAAAUUUGUUUGAUUGCGCCUGCACAAUUCAAAUUAAUGUCAUUAUUGAUUUUAAAUACCACCCAAAUAUAGACAUGUAUUAACUAUUUAACUGCUUUUGAUCCAGCUUAACUUAAACUAAAGUACUCAACAUUUCACCUAUGGAAUAUUUUUGAUUUCUCAAAUAAAGCCGCCUUUUUUAUUGUGUUCACAAUUUAAUCUAGGUUAUCCAAGGUUUAUAUUUUUCAACAGACUCAGCCGAUCGAAAUUUUAGCAUUGAUUGAUACUGUCUGGGGCUCAUCUGGAACAUUUCGUCUUCUCAAUGGUCACCAAUAGAUCUGUAGAAAUAAAGUGAAAGUGCAGAAUAAUACAGGUGUGAUCUAUUCAAUAAAUUGCCAAUGUGAUAUUUUGAACAAUAUCUUAACCUCGCAAUGGUAUUUGAUAUUGACAUAUGAUCAACUCCAAAAUGUAAACAUGUAACUAUAUAUUUUAAGAAAUCGGAGUGUGAAUCUUCACACUUCGGUUAUUUAAAAAAAUACUGUUGAUGGAGUUGUACGGACGAUUCUUACCUAAUACGUAAAUGUAUACAAGCGGAAGUAGAAAGUUUUGAUCAAUUGUCAGCUGUAUUUCAUUAAAAGAGCUAACACUUGAGAAGGAAUCGGGUGCCUCUCUUUUGCCGAGAAUGAGACCGACUCUUCACCGGAAUAAACAUAAUAAUAUCAUAAAGUCACACUGCUUAUGUCAUGUUCCCAUAAAUGUCACACGUCCAUACAAAAAUGCAAAACAUUUCAAAUAUGACAUACAGUUACAGUACCAACACACACGACACAUUGAUGCAUCCGAUCUGGUUCCCAUUCGGUCCAUCGUCCCGGGAAUUGCUGAUUACUGCAGACUGAUUAAAUACCUCAAAACUUAUUAUCUCAGACACUGUGUCUGGUGAUUAUUUAUUGAAAUACUGAUUCAAAGCUGCACUCUCACAGAUUGGACGUUUUGACAACUUUUUUAUUUUUUGUUUUGGAACGACCCAAUUUUUGCAAAAAUCCAUGGAAACUAGUGAAAAAUAAGACUGCUGACAAAAAAUUCGAUCGCAGAAUUUCAUAUUUCAGUUCAAAAACUCAUGUUUUAUGCAUUUUUCUUAAACCGUUAGUAACAUUAAUUUUUGAACGGAAAUAUGCAAAUCUGCGCCCUGAUCUUUUGUCAGCAAUCUUUCAUUGGUUUGCAGAUAUUUACGCAAAAGUUUCCUUAUUCCAACACAAAAAGUAAAAAAAGUUGUAAAAACUGUAAAUCUGUGAGAGUGCAGCUUUAAGAGAAACAGUUGCCAGUUACUUGCGGAAAUGACCCAAUAGGAAAUAUGUUGUUACAUUUUAUGGCUAUCCUGUGAAAUAUUAUAUGUUUAAUUCUUAUUGUGUGUUCAUUUGUUUAUUGUAUAUCAAAAAAGUUCUGUUAUAAACUCUUUAUUUAGUGAUAUUUUAAUCAAAUAAUCUUAAAAAAUUAAACAUCUUGUUGAUGUUAACUUGAUGUUGUCUUGAUUGUUAUAAUGUUUAAUUGCUCUGAUAAGAAUAACUUGAAUAUGAGAGAUAUAUAUUGCACAAAUAAAGUGAAACAAAAAAUCCGUUUGUACGCAUGAAUACUUAUACCGUCCUGUGU
Molecule: messenger RNA, 2898 nt
Organism: Mya arenaria
Lineage: Eukaryota; Metazoa; Mollusca; Bivalvia; Myida; Myidae
Product: perlucin-like protein
Exons: 6
Coding region: 113-625 (170 amino acids)
Molecular function (GO): signaling receptor activity
Source: RefSeq, a predicted model, not a curated record